Molecule: messenger RNA, 1377 nt
Organism: Schistocerca serialis cubense
Lineage: Eukaryota; Metazoa; Arthropoda; Insecta; Orthoptera; Acrididae
Gene: NC2beta
Product: protein Dr1
Exons: 4
Coding region: 145-660 (171 amino acids)
Biological process (GO): RNA polymerase II preinitiation complex assembly; negative regulation of transcription by RNA polymerase II; positive regulation of transcription by RNA polymerase II
Cellular component (GO): negative cofactor 2 complex
Molecular function (GO): TBP-class protein binding; protein heterodimerization activity; general transcription initiation factor activity
Source: RefSeq, a predicted model, not a curated record
CUCAAUGUGCAACAUUUAAGCACUAUGAUCAUAGGAUAGUUAACACAUUUUAAAUAAAAGACUGUAGCAAAUCAAGCUGUUAGACGUUAGUGUGUUAGUGUUUGUGACGUAAUAUUAGAGAAGAGUGGAACAACAGUGUGACAAAUGGCCUCCUGUGGAUCAGUACUCGGUUCGGCAGAGGACGAUGAGCUGACCUUGCCUCGAGCAUCCGUCAAUAAAAUCAUCAAGGAAAUACUGCCCAAUGUCCGUGUGGCAAACGAGGUCCGGGAACUGAUCUUACAUUGUUGCCGUGAGUUUAUACACCUGUUGUCAUCUGAAGCAAACGAAAUAUGUAAUCAGCGACAAAAGAAGACCAUCAAUGCUGAGCACGUGUUACAGGCACUGGAUCGACUGGGGUUUGGCGACUACAGGGCAGAAGCGGAGGAGGUUCUGAAAGACUGCAAGGCUGUUGCAGCUAAGAGGCGGCGUCAGAGCACACGCCUGGAGCACCUCGGCAUACCGGAGGAGGAACUGUUGCGGCAACAGCAGGAACUUUUUGCAAAGGCACGCGAAGAACAGGUAGCAGCCGAACAGGCACAAUGGCAACAUUUCCAAGCUGCUGUGCAAUUGGCGACAAUGCAACAGCAGCAACAGGAUGAUGAUCUGGAUGAGGACUACUGAGAGCACACCGUUGAUACUAUCUGUAACAGUUACCGGGCUGCCGGCUCGCAUCGUUUGGAAGAAGUACAACCGUAUCUAAUGUAACUGGGAAGUGGAAUGAAUAGUAUAUCUCUGCAAUUAACAAUAAAAAUGCUAAGCUUGACGAGCCUGUUAUAUAUUAAUUGUUUACGCCCUGCUGUAAAUUGUAAAACUGGGCUUCUUGUGAAUUUGUGUUUUGCAGUGUUUUUUGCUGUCCUUAUACCUCAGCCUACACCAUACUUCCAGUGAAGAGAUUCCUGUCUUGCUCUGCAUUUGUUUGCUAGAAUGAGUAAUUUUCCCUCUCUUUCUGUGCCUUAGUGCCAGCAAAAAGGAUUUUACCUUUAAGUGCAUACAACAAGCAUUACUAUUGUGGUGGUUAACUGCCACAGGUCACUGUACUGUUAAUUAAAAAACAAAGAUGAAAAACAUUUCAAAGUACUGAGCCAUUCCUCCAUAUAUUACAAAUUUUGUUAUCUGAUACUGCCUGGUAUCAGUUCAAGAGCAGUGUCUAUAUUUCUUGCUUAAAGUUGUAAUAUGAGUGAUUCCUAUAAUAUUUUUUUGCUACAGUGACAUAUCAUCACUGUAUGCUUACAAUUGCUCAAGAUACAAUUUUUCUAUGUGCCACAGCUCUCAGGUUUAUUGGUAUAUUUUUGAUUACUGAAUAUGCUCAUAUGAUGAAUAAAGCUACAAUGAAAGUAA